UUCUUGGCUGCUGAGCAGAGAUUUUAUCAUCAAUAAUGCACCGUAUGCUCGAUGAUUUUCUGAAGAAAAUAUUUCAGCCAGCCUAGUGCCUAAAAGGAUGAAGCAUUGAUAUACAUUCUACAAUUCACGCAUGCACAAUCAUAGUCUGGGAUCUAAUCGCCAUAUUGGCCAUAUUUUAAUUAAUUUCAAUCUACAUAGCGAUGUCUCAACAAUCUCCCAGAAACUCAACACCUUUUUGAAUACAUUUGAUGAAGCUUACCAUGAGAUGAUCCAAGCGGAGCAGGGACAGGCAGAAUUCUCGAUAGAGAAGCUCUAUGGCGACUGCUCAGAAAUUAUGGCUACUUUGUUUGGUACUAUAGAAAGAGAAAUGUCGUUAAAGAAAACUGAGCGAGCAAAAUGUAUGCAAGAGCCCAUCAAUAAGGCCCUUGUCUUGAUCAAUCUCAUAUUAAAGACUGCUGUCGUUACUUGAGAAGCCAGGGUCAUCUGAGACUAAAGUCUUGUUGCUUCGCAUCAUUUCGACGAUUGGAGAGAGUGAUCGCAAUAAGAUAGAGAUUGCAAAAUUGGAAGGAUAUAAAAAAAUUUUACGACUUUUGAUAACCGGAGAUCCAGAACUUACACAAGAAGUUGUCAGAACUGUGAAUUAUCUAUUGGAAUUUAGCAGUGGCCGCACUGAGA
This is a messenger RNA of Lobosporangium transversale, 675 nucleotides long. RefSeq lists its product as hypothetical. The record is from RefSeq and is a predicted model, not a curated record. NCBI's taxonomy places the organism in Eukaryota, Fungi, Mortierellomycota, Mortierellomycetes, Mortierellales, Mortierellaceae. Bases 131 to 469 code for a protein of 112 amino acids. The transcript has 4 exons.